AUGGAGGAGAUUGUCAAAAUCAAGGAGGAAUUAUUUGAGGAGGUUCCUAUUGCUACUAACAGGUAUGUACUGCAGUGUGCUCAUGCUGAGUAUAAAAGAUAUCUUCAUUUUGAGGAGGAAUACUGGAGACAAAAGGAAGGAGUUGAUUGGUUUGUGGAGGGUGAUAUAAAUACUAGAUUAUUUCACAAUCUAAUGAGGGGUAGAAGGAGGAAGCUGACAGUCAGAUGGAUUCAAGGAUUGGAUGGCUCAUGGAUAGAGGAUGAAGCUCAAAUGGCUAGUCAAGCUGUGCAGUUCUAUCAAGCAGAAUUUUCGCAUGAGGAGGCCAAUGUUGCAUUAUGUUGCAUUCCUAGCUGUGAAGAAGUCAAGCAAGCUAUUUUCAAUCUUAGUAGGACAAGUGCUAGUGGUCCUGAUGGAUUUCCUGGCAAAUUUUACCAAUCAUGCUGGGAUGUGGUGGGGAGGGAUAUAUUCAGGUUGGUGGAGGCAUUUUUCAAUUGUCAUUCUCUCCUUAAGUCCAUUACUCACACAAAUUUGGUUCUUCUCCCAAAAAAGGACACAGUGCAAGCUUUUUCAAAUCUAAGGCCUAUAAGUCUUAGUAACUUUGUCGACAAAGUCAUCUCUAGGGCGGUUCAUGAUAGGUUUGAAAAGGUGUUACCAUCUCUCAUAUCCAGAAACCAGACAGGAUUUGCCAAAGGAAUGAGCAUCAUUGAAAAUGUAUUACUAGCACAAGAGAUAGUCACUGAUAUUAGAAAGAGUGGCAAGCCUGCCAAUGUAGUUAUCAAGUUGGGUAUGGCUAAGGCAUAUGAUAGAGUGUGCUGGAGUUUUCUUGUUAAAGUACUGGAGAGAUUGGGAUUUGCUAGUCAAUUCCUAGAUCAAAUAUGGAGGUUGUUGGCAAAUCACUGGUAUUCAGUACUAUUCAAUGGCCAAUCCACAGGUUUCUUUCACUCAACUAGGGGAGUUAAGCAGGGUGAUCCUUUAUCACCUGCUUUGUUUAUUUUAUCUAUAGAGGUCCUGUCAAGAUCUCUUAAUGCUUUGUUUGAUGAUUCUUGUUAUAUGGGAUAUAGAUUACCUAAGUGGAGUUUUAAUAUUAAUCAUCUGUCCUAUGCUAAUGAUACAAUUUAUCUUCACUUCAGCAGAGAAGAUUUCUCUUCAGAAAAUCAUGAAGGCUGUCCAAUCUUUCAUUCUAGGAGGAAAAAGGUGUUUUAUAAUGAUCACAUUAAGAAGGAGAAAAAUAAGCUGCAGAACUGGAAAGGCAAGUUACUAUCUCAUGGAGGGAAAUCAGUGUUGAUAAGCAAUGUCCUUCCAAGUAUCCCAUGGAAGUUCAGGACAGAAAAUACUAUGUGGACAACUUUCAUGUGGAAUAAAUACUGCAAGAAAUUUAGGCCUACUGAGGUGCAAUGGAGAGGUGGUUCUCAAGAGUGGAAGAAAAUGCUGGAUGCUUCGCAAGAGGAAACAGUUCAGCAUUUGUUUCUUACAGGAGACUUUGCUAAGUCUCUGUGGAGGAAGAGAAAUGAUAUUAUGCAUGGGAAGAGCAUGAGCACAGAUAAGGUUCUAUAUAGGAUCAAUUAUAAUCUGCAUAACCUGGUGAGAGAUGUUUAUCCUUGGUUAAAGGAGGUCCCUCAUGAUUGGCCUCAGUUGAUCAAGUUCUUAGAAGGAGUUAGAUCUACUAGUUCCAUCAGACUAGUCCACUGGAAUUAUCCUAGAGUAGGUUGGUUCAAAUGCAACACAGAUGGAGCCUCUAGAGGCAACCCUGGAUUAAGUUCUGUAGCUUUUUGUAUUAGGGAUGACAGAGGGGAUUUGGUGUAUGCUAGUGCUAGACAAUUACAGGUUACAACAAAUAUAGUUGCAGAAGCAACUGUCAUGCGAGAUGCUGUGAUUUAUUACAUCUCCCAUCAGUUAUUCCCAGUGAUUAUUGAGUCUGAUUAA
Messenger RNA from Lycium barbarum (goji berry), 1923 nucleotides. RefSeq lists its product as uncharacterized. The transcript is spliced from 6 exons. The record is from RefSeq and is a predicted model, not a curated record. Gene Ontology annotation, molecular function: nucleic acid binding. Bases 1 to 1923 code for a protein of 640 amino acids. Lineage: Eukaryota; Viridiplantae; Streptophyta; Magnoliopsida; Solanales; Solanaceae.